UUGUACCACACCCCUGGAGGAGGCUGGUUGCAGACGAAAAGGGAUAAAAAAAAGCAGCGAUGUGUAACCUUGUCGUCAGAACGAUAUUGUCGCGUAACUGGGACCGGGGUGUGCUGUCAGGACUCAACACUGGGUCAUCUUCUGGGGCGUCCCCACGAUUCUCCAGGAUCCACCCUUCGGGUACGUGUCGAACAAGGUGUUGAAAGCUUAGAACCCAGAACCGAGAUCUUCAACGCUUUCCAUCCAUACUUGGAAAUCUUGCUGUCACCGUGCGAUCUGUAGUAUGUAAGCCUUUGAGGUGCGUUUCCCCCGCUCCCUCCUCCUAGUGAGAUACUCGGUGUUCUAAGCUCGUACCGAAGCUUAUCCUUAUUACUCCCCGACCACCUUGGCCUAUCAGAUUGGAAGAUCGGACAUCACAUACGAACCUGCAUUGGGUGUCUCAGUUCGAUGUCGUCACCACAUGGCAAUGGGUAAAAUCGAUUUGAAUUCGAUCGACAUUGAUCAUAUCGAAAUUCGACCAUGAUUAUAUAUAACGAUGGUUGUUUUCUGUCGGUGCACGCUUCUCACUUUGGAAAGCCGUUUUUUUUCUUCAACUAUCUGUUUUUGCCAGAGUUGAAAUCGUUUGUGCUAUUGUAGCGCAAAUAUGGAGUUAUGCCAUGAUCCAGCCACUGCGGACCUACGAGUCUGUCCGGCCAUGGAGCCCCCUCCCGGUUACAAGCCCAUGGAUCCCGAUGCGUACACACUAGAACCGUAUAUGACCGCAACUACGGUUGUUUGCUUGUCACUGGUUGUCAUCGCGGUGACUGUGCGCUCUUUCACGAAAGGCUUUCUUAUCAAGUCAUUCAGUGCUGAGGACUAUGCAUUCAUCGUAGCAACUGCAUUCUUCGCAGCUUUUCUGGCCUUGAUGAACUACGGCACACAGAACUUUAAUUCCGGGAAACAUCAAUGGAACGUUUCGAUCGCCGAUGUGAUUGAGCUUUUGAAGAACGUCAACCUCGUCCAAAUGAUGUACCCACCAUGCAUGUUCUUCUCGAAACUAGGGUUACUCCUGCAGAUAGCACGCAUUUUCUCAGACAAGCAGCGUAACUACAUAUUCUGGGCAAGCUGGACACUGAUCGUUGCGAACGGCAUCUUAUAUCUGGGCGUCUUCCUGUCAUUCCUGCUCGCCUGCUGGCCACGAGAAAAAAUCUGGAACGACAGAGCACCAGGACGAUGCAUCGAUACGAACGCUUCGAUGAUAUCCACCUCUGCUCUCAACGUAGUCUCGGACUUUGCCAUCUUGAUUCUGCCGAUCUGGAGCGUACUACAGCUCAGAAUGCCCGUACGGCGCAAAAUCGGCGUUUCAGCGGUAUUCGCUACCGGUGUCUUUUCUUGUAUCGCUGGGGUAUUGCGCAUGUGGUAUACCAGCAUACUCUUCAAAACUCCGGAUUUCAGCUACUGGAUCUCGCCAGCGGGGAUGAUGUGCGUGGCCGAGCUUACCACGGUGAUUCUUUGCGGGUGUUCGCCGACGUUUCCUCGUUUUGCUCGGUUUUGUGCGGAGAAGAUUGGUGCGCGCGAGGCGGAUACGAAGUAUUCAUUGAAACGUACAGAGUCGCCUAGCGUGCCACGUCUGAUCAGUUCCCGGGAUUCUUACUCGAUAGCUGCCUGA
Messenger RNA from Periconia digitata, 1648 nucleotides. The record is from the annotation of a GenBank genome assembly. NCBI's taxonomy places the organism in Eukaryota, Fungi, Ascomycota, Dothideomycetes, Pleosporales, Periconiaceae.